Messenger RNA from Aspergillus niger, 960 nucleotides. RefSeq lists its product as uncharacterized. The transcript has a single exon. The coding region runs from base 1 to 960 and encodes 319 amino acids. Lineage: Eukaryota; Fungi; Ascomycota; Eurotiomycetes; Eurotiales; Aspergillaceae. The record is from RefSeq and is a predicted model, not a curated record.
AUGUCAACUAUUCCUCUCUACACCGGCACUCACAUCUCCAUCGGCCCCCACAAGCUGUACCUGCAUCUGCACGGCCCACCCCGCACCACCCAGCCUCUCACCAUCUUCCUCGCCGGCGCCGGCGACGUUUCUUCCAGCUACACCACUGUAAUCCGGUUACUGAGCCCAUUCGCCCCGUGUCUUGUCUACGACCGCACCGGUCUCGGGCGCAGCGAUGUCCCAGAUUUAGAUACCAAGUACAAGCCCAGCGCGACUCUCGCUGCCAGCGAACUACACACUCUACUUACAAACGCAGAUCUCCCACCACCGUACAUCUUAGUGGGACACUCGUACGGCGCCAUCAUCGCAAGGGAGUAUCUCCAUCUUUAUCCUGCAGAUAUAGGUGGUAUGGUACUCUUCGAAGGAUCAACGGAGCACCAAUACAAACUGUUCGAAGAUAAUCCCAACCUGGAUAGUGAUCUUGCUGCUCUAUUAGGGGAGAUGAACUUCGCUACAGUGACGGGAUUACGCGAGAACGCUAAGUUGAGUCGUGAGGAGUGGAGAGAGAGGGCGAGGGAUAUUGCGCGCGGAAUGGGGAUGUGGGAGGCUGAGAGAGGGAACUUGGUGGGGGUUUGUAGGGAGUUGGAAGGGAAGAAGCAGUUGCAGGGAGAAGGAUUGGGGGAGAGACCAUUGUCUGUGGUGAUGGGACGGGGAUGGGAGGAUUAUCAGAGGGUCUAUGAGAUGGGAGUGAAGAUGGGGAAUGGAAGUGAAGAGCAGAGAGAGGCGGUCAGAAGGUUUCUGGGGAGGUGUGAGGAGGUGGUGGGGGAGUGGCAGAGGGAGCAGUUGAGGUUAUCGAGGAGAGCGAAGUUGGUAAAGGUGGAUUGUGGACAUCAGGUGCAUUUGGUGAGGCCGGAGGUGGUGGUGGAGGAGGUGAAAUGGGUGUUGGAGAUGAUUAAAGAUAGAAGUAGUAGUGUGUUGUAG